Molecule: messenger RNA, 1557 nt
Organism: Elephantulus edwardii (Cape elephant shrew)
Lineage: Eukaryota; Metazoa; Chordata; Mammalia; Macroscelidea; Macroscelididae
Gene: GLIS2
Product: GLIS family zinc finger 2
Exons: 6
Coding region: 1-1557 (518 amino acids)
Biological process (GO): regulation of transcription by RNA polymerase II; smoothened signaling pathway
Cellular component (GO): nucleus
Molecular function (GO): DNA-binding transcription factor activity, RNA polymerase II-specific; RNA polymerase II cis-regulatory region sequence-specific DNA binding
Source: RefSeq, a predicted model, not a curated record
AUGCACUCCUUGGACGAGCCGCUUGACCUGAAGCUAAGCAUCACCAAGCUCCGAGCGGCGAGAGAGAGAGAGAAGCGAGAGAGGACCGUAGGAAUGGCCCAGCACCGUGGAUUGCACAGGGAGCUGGGCCUGGUGGAUGACAGUCCUACCCCAGGCUCCCCAUGUUCCCCGCCAUCAGGAUUCCUGCUGACUCCAAAGUUCCCGGAGAAGAUUGACGGGCGUUUUUCAGCAGCUCCUCUGGUGGACCUCAGCUUAUCUCCACCUUCCGGGCUGGACUCCCCCAGUGGCAGCAACUCACUGUCCCCUGAGCGUCAGAGCAAUGGGGACCUGCCCAUGGUGCCCAGCCUCCCGGACUUCCAGCCCCUGCGCUACCUGGACAGCAUGCCCAGCUCCUUCCAGUUCUUCCUGCCUCUAGGCUCUGGGGGUGCCCUGCACCUACCCACUUCCUCCUUCCUCACUGCCCACAAGGACAAGUGCCUCUCACCUGAGCUGCCCCUGCCCAAGCAGCUAAUGUGUCGCUGGGCCAAGUGCAACCAACUGUUUGAGCUCCUGCAAGACCUUGUGGACCAUGUCAACGACUACCACGUCAAGCCUGAGAAGGAUGCAGGGUACUGCUGCCACUGGGAGGGCUGUGCUCGCCACGGCCGAGGCUUCAAUGCAAGGUACAAGAUGCUGAUUCACAUCCGCACACACACCAACGAGAAGCCACAUUGCUGUCCCACCUGCAGUAAGAGCUUCUCCCGCCUGGAAAACCUGAAGAUUCACAACCGGUCACACACAGGUGAGAAGCCCUACGUCUGCCCCUAUGAGGGCUGCAACAAACGCUACUCCAACUCGAGCGACCGCUUCAAGCACACACGCACCCACUACGUGGACAAGCCCUACUACUGCAAGAUGCCCGGCUGCCACAAGCGCUACACAGACCCUAGCUCGCUGCGCAAGCACAUUAAGGCCCACGGCCACUUUGUGCCCCAUGAGCAGCAGGAGCUCCUGCCGCUACGCCCACCCCCCAAGCCCCCGCUACCCAGCCCUGAUGGCAGCCCCUAUGUCAGUGGGGCACAGAUCAUCAUCCCCAGCCCCACUGCGCUAUUCGGGGGUCCCAGUCUGCCCGGCUUGCCCUUGCCCUUGGCCCCUGGCCCCCUUGACCUCAGUGCUCUGGCCUGUGGCAGUGGUGGAGGUGGUGGCUCAGCAAGCAUGGGUGGCCUGCCCAGCUCUGUCCUGCCCCUCAAUCUGGCCAAGAGCUCACUGCUGUCCUCACCCUUCGGGGCUGGUGGACUGGGCCUGCCCAUGGUCUCCCUCCUGGCUAACUCUGCUGGCAGCAAGGCCGAGAGGGAGAAGGGGCAUGGGCUGGCCUCAGUAGUCCACAAGACACCACCUGAAAAGACUGAGGGUGGCCGCUCCCGGCCCAGCCUCGAGGGACCAUCCCUGCUGCCCGGCACUGUGCUGGAUCUGUCCACUGGGGUCAGCUCAGCAGCUAGCAGCCCGGAGGCAUUGGCUCCUGGCUGGGUGGUCAUCUCACCAGGCUCUGUGCUGCUGAAGCCAGCCAUGGUGAACUGA